Colletotrichum phormii is the source of this 723-nucleotide messenger RNA. RefSeq lists its product as uncharacterized. Gene Ontology annotation, molecular function: glycosyltransferase activity. The transcript has a single exon. The annotation marks the transcript as partial. Lineage: Eukaryota; Fungi; Ascomycota; Sordariomycetes; Glomerellales; Glomerellaceae. The record is from RefSeq and is a predicted model, not a curated record.
CUCCUAGCCUUCAAUCAGACCCAGUACGACCGAGUUCUGUCUAUUGAAUCUGAUUCUACCCUACUUCAGAACAUUGAUGGGCUUUUUCUCUCGCCGCCAGCUACGGUAGCUGUACCGCGGGCCUACUGGCUCUAUCCAGAAAAGAAGAUAGUUGCUUCACACAUCAUGCUCGUGCAGCCCAGCGUUGCCGAGUUCGCUCGGAUAGUGGCAAAUGUAGAACGCGCCGAUAAAGAGUAUGACAUGGAAAUUAUCAAUGACCUGUACAAAGACAGCGCCAUGAUUCUUCCUCACCGACCAUAUGGGCUUUUGACUCGGUCCUUUGGUGGCGUUCAUCAAGACUACUACCUCGGAAAUGAUAAGGAGAUUUGGGACGCGGUGACUGUCUUCAACGAAGCCAAAUAUCUUCACUUCUCUGAUUGGCCCAUGCAUAAGCCUUGGUUGAAAUCCUCCGAGAGUCUGAUCAAGGAGAGGCAACCCGAUUGCGUCAUGAGAAAUGGGACUGUGGAUUGUACCGCGCGAGAACUAUGGCAUAGCUUCUACACAGACUUCAGAGCACGCAGGGCUGUGAGUUUACUCAACGCUUUUCACCUCUUAAAGUGCGAUUUUGCUGACGAACCCAAAGCAAGUUUGUGGAAUCAACACCUAGCCCAACUCGCAAAAGACUUGAACAACCGUUGGUUUAAGUAUAGAAGAAGUGGAUACCCAGCUUUGAAAAUGUUAUGA